Messenger RNA from Periophthalmus magnuspinnatus, 562 nucleotides. RefSeq names its product ribonuclease-like 3. The transcript has a single exon. The coding region runs from base 3 to 425 and encodes 140 amino acids. Gene Ontology annotation, molecular function: nucleic acid binding. The record is from RefSeq and is a predicted model, not a curated record. Lineage: Eukaryota; Metazoa; Chordata; Actinopteri; Gobiiformes; Gobiidae.
CCAUGAGGACCUACGUGCUGUUUGUUCUGGUGCUCUUCCCAUCUGCUCUGCUGGGACAGUCCAUCAAUGAUCGGUACAGGAAAUUCAUCAAUCAACACGUUAACCAGGGUAUGAGCCAGACGGCCUGUGAUGCAGUGAUGGGCAGAAGAAGAAUAACCGUAACCGAUAGCAACCAGUGUAAGGAGACCAAUACAUUCAUCAAUGCUGGGACCAAUGAAAUCAAAAAGGUGUGUAACGCAGCUGGACGUCCGUACCAAAACAGCCGUAACCUGAGGGUGAGCAACCAGCCUUUCCCUAUUAUAAACUGCAAAGAGAAGGGAAACCAUCGCUAUCCCAGAUGUGAAUAUCAGGGGCGCUCUGCCACCAAGUACAUCAUCAUUGGAUGUGAGGACGGCUUCCCUGUGCACUUUGAUGGCUUCUAUUGAUCAGGCAAAAAUAUCGAAAGUUAGAUGUCAUUGAGUUUAGUUUGGUUGAUUUAUUUUUAUUUUUUUGUAGUAUACAUAAAAAUGUGAUUAAAAACAGGCAGUAACCAUAGAUGUAAUUCUUUUCAAUAAACUUUUGA